CACACACACACACACACACACACACACACACACACACACAAACAGAAACGAACGUGAAAAUGGAGAGACACGUGAAUGCGCCAGAAAAUAAUAAAAAUGAGUAAAUAAUAAUAAAUCGAAACAAAUCAGAAUGUAAAACGAAAAUAAAAGUAAUAAACUCAAUGCACGCAAAACUGUACUAAAAUAAAUAAAGGAACACUACUACUACUACUACUACUACUACUACUACUACUACUCCUACUACUACUACUACUACUAUGAAUACCAAGAAGGACACUUAUGUAUACUCUCAUCAGGGGUGAGUGAGCAAAUGCAUACCUGUCUCAUUAGGCCUGCCAGACUCACCUGUCCCGGCACCACUGGAUUACCUGCCCCUCUCCCCGCCCAGGUAAACUCUAUUUAAAGCCAGAUUCAACUAGACUGAGUUAACUAUAAAGAGGAGGAGAACAAUAGAGAGAGAGUGAGAGAGAAUCUGAGGAGAGUGUCUGAGAUAUAAUAAAAGAUAGAGGGAUAGAAAACAGAGAAGAGAGAGCGAGCGAGAGAGGAAGAGAGAGGGAGAGAGAUAGAAAAGGGAGGUAUGAAUAGUGAGUAAUAACUGAAUGAUCCAGAGAUACAGAGAUAUAAGGGAAAAAUACAGAGAGAGAGAGAGAGGGAAACGGAGAAGAGAAAUAAAAGGAGAUAGAUAGAGAUAAAAGAGAAACUAAAGAGAUGCCGUAAAGAGACUGACAAGACCCCCAACAAACUCGUCAAAACACUUCCUUUGAAACUUAAGAAGAAAAAAAGAGAUAAUAGAGAAAUAAAACUGUAAGAAACGUUAAUCAAAAACCCUGAAAGAAGUGAAUAUUUUGUGAAACUGAUAAAAAAGAAAGCCAAGGUGAUAACAAUGAUAGAUAAGAUAAUGAUGGAUAGAAAAAGCAGAAGUGAAGAGGAUGAUGGGAAGAAGGCCAGUAAAGCUGUGAACCAACCAGCUUAGAAAGGUGAUGUAGAGGGAGACAGCGAGUACCUCUACACACUCACACACACCAACACACACGCUGAUAUCCAGGCAGCCGCUAUCUUCCCUAUCUUUAAGGUGAGCCACGCGUGUUCCCAGAGGCCCCGCCAGGCGUUAACGAGCGCCGGAUGAGCAGAUGAAACACAGGUGCUCGUCGACCGCUAAUUAGUCCCGCAAUAACCAGACCAUGUUCGCCUGGUGGAUCUCCUGGCUGGCGCUGUGCCUCGUGCUGGGGAGGACUCCGUGGUCGGCCAGCGCGGCGCAAACGGAGGCGGGGACGGAGGCGGCGACGGCGCUGUGGACGGUGACCAAAAGAAGUGGCGGCGAGGAGCCUCAGUACUCUCACUACCACCGCGCUUCUGUCAGAAACACGCUUCCGUCAGGCUCCUCCGCUGGCUCCCACCUGCUGCACGGGGCCUCCUCGGCGCAGCUUGGGGCGGGGCAGCGGCCGGGCAAGGACAUGAAGCUUGGGCCUGGCAUGGGAGGCUCGGCGGUGGAAACAUUGGAGACGGAGGGCGCACAGUACUUCGCCACGCAGCCCACGCCGCAGACAGCGGUGGUGGGCUCCACGGCGGUGCUUCCCUGCAGGGUCAUCAACAAAGUGGGUCACCUCCAGUGGACCAAGGACGGGUUUGGGCUAGGCACGGAGCGGGACCUGGAUGGCUUCUCCCGCUACGGCAUGAUCGGCUCAGAUGACGAAGGAGACUUCAGCCUAAGGAUACAGCCCGUGCUACUCGAAGAUGACGCCCUUUAUCAGUGCCAGGUGAGUGCCAGCUCCGGUGUGCCAGGCAUCAGGUCAAACACGGCGCGCCUCACCGUCUACGUGCCACCCGAUCCACCUAAAGUGUCGCCGGCCGUCCUCAGCACCACGGCGGGCAUGACGAUGACUCUGGAGUGCGAGAGUCGAGGAGGACGCCCGCCCCCUGAGAUUCAGUGGGUGGACGACAGUCGGCGGGAGACCAUUCGAACGGGCGCCAUCACGACAGAAGAGGUGAUGUCAGAUGGAAAGAGAAUCACAGUUCGCUCCCGUCUUUCCUUCAGCCCACGUCGCUCCCAUCAUAACUCCUCCAUCACCUGCCUCACCUCCAAUCAAGCCCUCAGCUCCCCCCUCGCCAGUUCUAUCCAGCUGAAGGUUCUCUUCCCGCCGGAGGUGAAGCUGCAUGUUAGGCCUUCCCAGCUGGUCGAGGGGGACGACGCCACCUUCAUUUGCACAGCGGAUGCCAACCCCAGUGACAUUACGUACAGGUGGUACCACAGAAGCCAAGAACUCAAGAACGAGACUUCCAGGACGCUCGUCUUACACAAGAUUCCCAGAAGCUUUCACCAAAACGUUGUGUCUUGUGAGGUGAGCAACAAGGUGGGCACGGCCAAGAAGACAAUGAGCGUCCACGUGCAGUACGGCCCAAUGUUCCGAGCGCUGCCUAGGGACGUGAUGGCUGAGAUGGGCAAGGAAGUGACGCUUAAGUGUGACGUGGACUCCAACCCACAAGCCAGCAUCACCUGGGUGCAGGAGGGUUCCGAUAAGAUUAUCGGGUCUGGCGAGGAGAUGGUGGUGGUGGUGGGACCUUCUACUGCCGGCGAGUACACCUGCAUAGCGUCUGUCAGGGGCUUCCCGGAGCUAAGGGACAAACUGAGGGUGCUGGUGAAGGGCCCGCCAACCAUCGUGAGUUCGAGCGAGCAGCAGGGAAGGAUGGGGGACACUGUAAAUCUGGAAUGCAGCACCGUCUCCAUCCCAAGCCCCAUCAGGAUAACGUGGACGUACAGAGGAAGAGACAUAGAUCUGAGCGACCCGCGCUACGAGGUGGUGCAGGACGAGCAGGAGGAAGGCCUGAGGAACAUCCUGGUGAUACACGACGCUGAUACGCAUGAUUUCGGGGCGUAUAACUGCUCCGUGGUGAACGAGUACGGCGUGGCCAGGAAACAGAUCCUACUCAACGAAGAGAAGACGGUGCCUGUAGUGCUGCUGGUGGGCGGAGUGGUGGCAGUGGUGGUGGUGGCAGCGGUGGUCGCGUCUCUGAUCCUGUGUAACAAGAGGCACUCCAACAUCAAAGAGCGGACACGUCGCUUUCGUGGCAGUGUUUAUGAUUACCUUGGUCGGCGGACUGUGAGGUUUAGCAAAGGAUCACCUGUACCAGAGAAGCCGCCGGCGGUGACAGUGGUACCGGGACCACAGAUGGCAAACAUGUACUCGGCUCCUUCUGACACCAAGCUCUCGGAGGAAUUGUGUUCCAGCCCUGCCCUGUCCAGCCGCCCCAUGGAAGAGGUGAGCCCGUCGGAGGAGGCCAAGGUGAAGGCGGUGCAGGCGCUCAACAGACUCAGCGGAGACUCAGGCCACACCUUCAUCCCUGACCCGGACGGUGAAGGUGGUCGUGGCUACGUUCCCUUCGUCGACUAUAGUGGGAGGGACUACGCGCCCAUCCCCAAUGGGCGGCGGGCGUCCAUCAGCGACCUGGGUCACUACACCGCCACGCACGCCGCCCACCAACACUCUCCGAAUACCGACUCCAAUUUCUGCACCAUCCGCAGAGGGACGCGGGCGGCAGACUUGGGCGGGGACACCAUACUGGGCCCUCUCUCCAAGUACCACGAUGCCUCGGCGACCAUGAGACACAAUGGCAACGCCCACACCCUCGCUAGACACUCGGCCUACACCCCCGCCCCUCGAAACCCUUCUUAUGGGUCCCCUCCACCCCCACCCUAUCCCAGAAACUCAAAGAUUGGGUCUCCGCGUGGCCCCAUCUCCCCCGCGGGACCUAACGCCAUUCCCCCGCAGACCAGCAUCGCGCUAGGACACCCGGAGGACCGCGGCUCGCCAGAAGCCAAGUUUAUCUUUUCCCCCGAGGCCAUGAUGAAGCCCGGCACCCUCGUGUGACCCCAACUCUUGACCUCUCCUCCUCCGCCCCUCACUGGUGACCGUGCCCUCGCUUCCUUUCCUGCCUCGUGACCUCCUUGGCCUCCUCCACAAGGGACGUAAUGCUUUUUUUUUUUGUUGUUGUUCCGAUACGGUGGAGUUGUAUUUCCUCCUUCGUGCUGUGGUGUGUGUGUGUGUGUGUGUGUGUGUGUGUGUGUGUGUGUGUGUGUGUGUGUGUGUGUGAUUCCCAACGCCCGCCUCGCCUCACCACUUGUUUACACAAUUACCUCAAAAUGCAGAGCGAGCGAGUGAAAAGAGCUAGGGAAGGAUGGAGGAAAUGACAAAAAAAAAAAAUAAUAAAAUAAAAUAAAUAAAAUAAAAUGCGGCAAAAAAGGUGUCACGAUGAAGGAAAGAGCAAAGCAGGAACGGAAGCAUUUUACGCAUUUAUGGUCGAAAAUAAGAAAAAUAGAUAUUCUGUAUGACUCUCUCUCUCUCUCUCUCUCUCUCUCUCUCUCUCUCUCUCUCUAGUUUUCCUCUUCUUUCGCCUCUCCAUCUCUCUCAAACGAAGCUCUGAGAUAGGGUUCGUUUUCUUCCAACUGCUUUCUGCGUAACAAUCGACCAAUUAAAGUGCUAAUGGGUUGUUUGGGCCAAGCCAAUUACCGUCUCGACCCUCCACCCACCCCUUCCUCCUGGCGCGUCACCUGCUCCGGAGAGCAUAUACUGAGCAGGAGGAGGAGGAGGAGGAGGAGGAGGAGGAGGAGGAGAAGGAGAAGGAGAAGGAGAAGGAGAAGGAGAAGGAGGAGGAGGAGGAAGAGGAGAGGGAGGAACUGAUGAGAAAUGGGAGAAAGCAUUGACGUUCGCACUAAGGGAAAAAAAAUCACAAGUAGUUGUUGAAGGAACGCAGUAAAAAGAGGCAGGCAGGCAGGGAGGAGGAGGAGGAGGAGGAGGAGGAGGAGGAGGAGGAGGAGGAGGAGGAGGAGGAAGAGGAGGAGGAGGAGGAGGAAUAAGAGAAGGAGGAGAAAAGAGGGAAGAGGAGGAGGGGGAGGAGAUAAGGAUGGGGUGCAAAAGUUUUAUCAGUUAGUACUGCCCCCAACCUCUCUCUCUCUCUCUCUCUCUCUCUCUCUCUCCAUCACGACAAAUGAAACAGAUAAUCGAGUCAGUCUCUAGUCAGUCCCUCGAUUCGUGGAUUGUAUACCCGUAGCGUCCAAUCACGAGCCUAGAGAGGGCGUGGCAGCCAAUCCCGUGCGUCAGUCUGCGUGACGUCACAAGGCAGACCCGCUAUUUGUGUGUACAUAGUAAUAAUUGAUAAUUGACCUUGACUUCUCACAGCAUGACGGAAGGAUCAAGAAAAAGAGAUACUAUUAUUUUUACUUUAACUAUUAUGUACUGUAUUUACGGGACUAUUUUGUUUAUUAUGAUUGUUAUCAUCAUUAUUAUUGGUGUUAUUGUUAUUAUUAUUAAUAAUAUUAUCAUCACUAUGGUUAUGAUUAUUUUAGGAGAUAAGGAAUUCUCAUAAUUGAUUGUCAUUGAUUAUUGUUAUUAUUACAAUUAUGAUUAUUAUUGUUAUUAUUAUUAUUAUUAUUAUUAUUAUUAUUAUUAUUAUUUUUAUUAUUAUUAAUAUUACAAUUAUUAUUACUAAAGUGUUGCUGGCAUGACAAUAACUUCUGUUGUUGUUAUCAUCAGUGUUUAUUCGCCUGGAUUUUACCGAUAACAGUUUUACAAGGCAUGAAAUUCUCAGCAUGUGUCAUCAACAAUAUAACAUUUCACUGAUGCAAUUUUUCGGUGGAUUUGGCAUGAUUACCACCGCGAUAAAACUAUUUUUUUUUUAUCAAAUCAUAUAGAUUCGUAAAUUCUAAAAAAAAAAAAAAGAAUAAAACUUUAAAAAAUUAAGUGGACCAGACAACUGGUUACACACACACACACACACACACACACACACACACACACACACACACACACACACACACACACACACACACAGUCACACAAACCUUUCAACCAAGUUUUCUCAAAUACUGCCACCUCAACCCCUCUUAGUUCUCCCAACCUCUACCGCUUACCUUCCCCCUUCUCUCCCAUCCACUCCUUCUCUACUUGAGCCGUAAAAUGGAGUCGCCAAGAGUCCUCUCUCCUCUCACACCGCCUCCCGCCUCCACCUUUGCCGGUUAAUAGAAAAUGGGUAAAGUUCACACAUCGCAGGUAACUUAAGCUCAUUACGUCCGCGGUGUUAAGUGAAGGACGAGCCGCAGCAAGGUGUUAACGGCGCCGCUCCGCCGCACCGCUAGCCACUUCAUGGCCACUGAGUGUUCCUCUUUGAAUAACUGAGCGUACCUGCUGCUGAAAUGUUGAGUAAAUUGAAACUACUCACUGAAAUCUUAAAGGAACCUCUAAAACAAUGGUUGGUUUUAAUCUACCCAAUGUACAAAUGCAGAAUUUAUCAUAAAUGUAUUCGUUUACUGCAAAACGCACUAAGUGAAAAAAAAAAAAAACGACGAUCACCUUCUCUUCAGGAGUAUUAGAUUUGUGUUUAGUUGCAUUUUUUAUUCAACACUUUUUCUGUUAGUGUGUGAUGUGACGGUGAUCCGAAAUUCAAAACAAAAGAAUUAUCGAAAGCGAGGUUCAGUUCAAUAGUACUCAAAGUUGGGUCUGGCGCGGCGGAGGCAGAGUGCCGCUGAGAGAGAAUCGAUGACGCGGAAAUGAACAGAAAGGAGAGCUGAGUGGAGGAAGCGUCACCUCAGAGGCGGGUCUACCUGUUCCCGUCACACGUCCUUCCUUCUCUUCUUCCUUCUCCUCCUCCUCCUCCUCCUCCUUCUCCUCUUCCUCCUCCUCCUCCUCCUCUCUCCCUCACUCACUCUCUAAUGAGGCUUCACACCUGCCAAAGACAUACCUUUGUUCUCUCUCCAACGGACAAUGCGGGUUUUAAAAAGUAAUAAAUGUUACUUUUCAUGGCGCAACAUAAAAUAUAAAGUGAAACCCGAGCAUAAAAGGGCUCGUGUUUUAAAUAAGAAUAACAACACUUUCUUAAGUUUCCUUUUGAAAGCGUUGUUUAGAAACUUUUAUAUUCUCUCAAAAGACUCCGUCGAGAAAAUUUUGCUUGUAGCUUCUUUAGCGCCGGCAAGUCAGGACUGCUUAAUGCAUUUUUUUCUUUCCUUGCGUUUUAAAGUGGACUCUUAUCUGGAAAGUUUUUACCUCCUCCGUCACGAUUUUUUCUCUCACACAUUUGCCUCGCGAUCCACUAUUCAUUGACGCCAGCGGCCAACACACUUCCCAUCCUCUUCUUUCCAACAUAAUUAUCGCUCAGCAUUUUUAUUUUCUUCCCCUCUUACACGCUACCUGUUUUUUUUAUGUUUAAUCAAGAAGAGUCCUGUCCCUACGCCACUCCCUACGCCAUGCUCCGCGUUCCCUCCACACUAAGCAAUGAGAGCAAGGAGGCUGGUCACGUCCCUUUACUAAUACCCUGGUCAUAGCAUAUUCUUGUCUCAGUAAAGCAAAUUGUCGGUGCCCAAACACUCCCGUGACACUACAAGACCCUCAUAACACAUCUAAUCUAACCCAAUUAUACCCAAGGUCUCCCUCACCAUCCCCAACUUCACUAUUUACUACACCUCCUUAUCAACCUCAGUACUUACACCAUUCACUCCCUAUCUAACUCUUUGUUCCUUGCCCAAUACUCCACUUACCUGCCCCGUGUACCCCACGUGCCAGGCUGAGCCGAGGGAGGGUUGAGGAAGUCAUGGCGAGUGUUGCGUGAUCACUCCCUCGCCCGGACCACUAAGAUUGCAAGACGUGACUUAGCCAUGCGGGAGGUGAAGCGCAUGGAUGUCUACAUAGUAAAUCCAAUGAUGAUGCUGACGAUGAUGAUGAUGAUAAUAAUAAUACAAAUAAUAAUAAUAAUAACAACAACAACAACAACAAUAAUAAUAAUAAU
Molecule: messenger RNA, 7773 nt
Organism: Portunus trituberculatus (swimming crab)
Lineage: Eukaryota; Metazoa; Arthropoda; Malacostraca; Decapoda; Portunidae
Product: irregular chiasm C-roughest protein-like
Exons: 16
Coding region: 1182-3866 (894 amino acids)
Biological process (GO): cell-cell adhesion
Cellular component (GO): cell-cell junction
Molecular function (GO): cell adhesion molecule binding
Source: RefSeq, a predicted model, not a curated record